Molecule: messenger RNA, 4345 nt
Organism: Dromaius novaehollandiae (emu)
Lineage: Eukaryota; Metazoa; Chordata; Aves; Casuariiformes; Dromaiidae
Gene: DCUN1D2
Product: defective in cullin neddylation 1 domain containing 2
Exons: 7
Coding region: 335-1069 (244 amino acids)
Biological process (GO): protein neddylation
Cellular component (GO): ubiquitin ligase complex
Molecular function (GO): ubiquitin conjugating enzyme binding; ubiquitin-like protein binding; cullin family protein binding
Source: RefSeq, a predicted model, not a curated record
CAGGCCGACGCCUGGGGCCCGCGCUCCUCCUGUGCGCCUCGAGCGCGGCCGGCGAUAGGCGGCGAGGGCGGGCCGGUGCGCGCCUGCGCGAGAGGCGGCGCUGGGCAGUGAAGUUGGUCAAAGCGCCGGUGUUAAAAUGAAGAACAAGGCUUUGUCUUCCUGUAAUUCUGAAGUGAAAAUUGUCACCAACAAGAAAACUAAAACCUUUUAAAAAUAGGCAUUAGUAGUAAAAUGCUGAAACAAACUUCUGGAUUAGCUUCAUUGGCUUUCCUGCUUCUUUUGCAUCCCAAAGCAUAAGCUUAAAUCGUCUCAGAAGGACAAGGUCCGCCAGUUUAUGGCAUUUACCCAGGCUGGUGAAAGGACUGCUAUAUACUGCUUAAUGCAGAAUGAAUGGAAACUAGAAGUGGCAACAGACAACUACUUCCAAAAUCCAGACUUGUACUACAAAGAGUCCAUGAAAAAUUCAGUAGACCGGAAGAAAUUAGAACAAUUGUAUAAUCGAUACAAAGACCCACAAGAUGAAAACAAAAUUGGCAUUGAUGGUAUUCAACAGUUCUGUGAUGAUUUAAGCCUGGACCCUGCCAGUAUCAGUGUUCUGGUUGUAGCAUGGAAGUUCAGGGCAGCUACUCAAUGUGAAUUCAGUAAAAAGGAAUUUGUAGAUGGCAUGACAGAUUUGGGGUGUGACACCACGGAAAAACUGAAAGCUCUAUUGCCAAGACUGGAACAAGAGCUAAAGGAUCCGAUAAAGUUCAAAGAUUUUUAUCAAUUUACUUUUAACUUUGCUAAAAACCCUGGACAAAAAGGUCUAGAUCUAGAAAUGGCAAUUGCAUAUUGGAAUUUAGUCUUAUCAGGAAGGUUUAAAUUUCUAGAUCUUUGGAAUAAAUUUUUGCUGGAACAUCAUAAAAGAUCAAUCCCAAAAGAUACUUGGAAUCUUCUGUUAGACUUUGGAAAUAUGAUUGCAGAUGAUAUGUCCAACUAUGAUGAAGAAGGAGCGUGGCCUGUUCUUAUAGAUGAUUUUGUGGAAUAUGCACGACCAGUAGUCACAGGAGGAAAGCGUAAAACUUGCUAACCCCAGACUCAUCAAAAUGGACUAAAUGUGCAGUCUGAACUGCAUUAGGUAACGAAGAUUUGUUGGCCAAUAACUGCGCUCACUGUUGCUGGUUUCAGUGGUCAUGAUGAGACUCCAUAGACAAAACUGAAAUUCCUCCUUUCUGCCUAAAGAAAAUGAUGGCUGACUCGUGGACACCUCAAGAACAAACUCGGAAGAUAGUCCAGGCUGUUUGUAGGCUAUUGGCUUCAAUUAUUGUACUGGUUGUAUCAUAUAGGAUGUAGAUUUUGCAUGAUUUUAUACUUUGGAGAAGUUUAACUAGAGGCCAUUUUAUUAAAGUUUUGACAGCACAGCAUGCCAUUCAGUUCAUGAUCCAAAGUGAACACCAGCAGUUACAUGAGUAAAACUGUAUUAUAUUGUACUUAAAUGAAAAGCAGUAUUUGUGAUAUAUAAAUUAAAUCCCUAAAUAAACCUUAUGCAGUAUGUUGUAUUUUUAUAAAAGUUAGCUCUGUGGAUCUGCCCUAAUACAGAACUGUAACAAGAAACUUUUUUUUUUACUUGUUGCUGAGAUUUUAAAUUUAUAUUUUUAAGCUCUUAGAUGUACAGACUGAUCACAUCUAGCCUCUUUUUUUGCCCACUAAGAUUAACUUCCUGAUUAUUACAGUCUUGAAGGUCUUGGACAUGUUACAGUAGCAUUGCUGAGGAAGGACUGCUGCUCUACAUUAUGUUGCAAAUCCAACUUUUUUUUUACUAACCAUUUUAAAGUAGACCUUAAACAAUCAAAGAUGCUUUUAUAAUUCAUGUUUGAUUAUCAUGAUUCAGUUAGUCUUCAAUUAUGUAUUUUGUUUACUUUAUUUUGAAUUAUGAAUUGGUGUGAUUUAAUUUUUUAGGUUUAUUAGUAGCCUGAAACAUAUCAUAAAUUCUAGCUAAAUGCAACAAGUUAUGAAUGCAAUUCCUGAUAUCCCACAAAAAUAAACAUGAAUAAGCCCAAAGACUACUUAUAAAUAAAGUUAGCUCCUGCCUUGGAGAAAUAACUAGAGGUAAGGAGACGUUACGUUACAUUACUGAUGUUAGCCUCUGGAUGUUUUUGUAAUAGAGUUAUUCAGUAACAUUCAUUUAAAAAAAAAAGUAUAUAGAUGCAGUGUUGGAUCAGUUUACACCAAAUCUGAAUUUGUUCAGUCAUUUCCUUCUCCUCUUCUAUCAGCUGUCUGUUAUAAAGCAUAUAGAGGUCAGUCUCUUCUUUCUCAGCAGUGUCUUUCAAUGCCUAAGCACAAGAAAGUUUUACCAGAAACUACUGAAGAUGUUUUCACAUGGGGCUCUUUUAAAUGCUACCUCAUGAAAAUGAGUUUAUCAUAGCCACUGUAAAAGUUUGUUAAAGCAAAGAGUUGUUAAUGAGUAUGUACAGCUAUGAUUAAUAUAUUUUCUGUAAUCAGAGUUGAAUUGAUGCAAGAACUUGGGAGAUGACAGUGCAUUAAGUUAUAUAAUUUAUAUCUAUUUGGAUCACAUAUCAGAUAAUUUAAGUAUUUCAUGACAGGAUACUAUUUUAUUUCAUAAUUGUGAGGAUAUAAAAACUUACGUUCUUCUAAACUCUAAUAUUUAGAGUUUCAUAUAAGCUGGCAGCUUUUAUUUAUGUCAGUGCAGCCUACAAGACCAAAUGAACAUGCUGAGUACAGAAAUACUGCCUUCAUUCUUUCUCCCACUUGAGAGAAUUUUAGUUGUGCAUGAUGCUUAAAAAGUAGGGUGAGGACAGGGCCUGUAUUUGAACAAAUUAGUGACAUAGAAAGCAAGUUACAAAUACCCAUGAGUGAUUUAUUAUUAGUCUGUUUUUUACCCCUAAGGAGUAUUUAUAAAUGUUAUGUCUUGCAUGACAGCCACUAGAUGUCAGUGUCUCAGUCUUUUGAUACCUAUCUCUUUUCUGUGUAGAGAGUUAGUAUGUAAUAUUAACAAAAAAUUAUUGCUUAACUACAUCUCUUUAGAAAGACAUUCAUGUAUGUAAGUCCAGGUAUUCUACAGAAGUCAACUGAGAUUUAAAAAAAAAAAAAAAAAAAAAAAAAAAAAAGUAUUAUUCUGUUUUUAAUGCAUUCCAUUUACCUACCCUUCCCCAGCUAGAACAAGUAAUUUUCAUAUCUCUCCUGUAGGCUUUGGAGAGUAAAUGUGUAACAUCCAAAAAUAUCAACUGCAUUUAUCCAGCCAAAAGCAAUGGAAUGUUUGUUAUUCAGACAAUUGUGACUUAAAAUGUGUAGGUAUAAUAUAACUGAGCAGAAGUAGUUUAAUCUAUUGGUCUGUUAUGUAGCUGAAUAGUUUGCAUAGCAUUAGAGCUUGUGAAACAUUUGUUCAUGUUGAGACCUCUCUCAAAUGAAGCUAAUAAUGAUCCUUUUACCUUUUAAAACAAAUAGAAUAUAAAAAAUGCUUUCUCUCUCUCUCUCUCUCUCUCUCUCUCUCUCUCUCUCUCUCUCUCUCUCUCUCUCUUUUUUUUUUUUUUUUUAAACUGAGGAAGAACUUCCUGAGGGCACCAAGGUUGCUGGACAGCUGGGUCUUGCAUGUGUGUUGAGGUUUUUUUACUUCACCCAUGUUAAUAUGAGGAAGAAGGUGCUCAGGAUAGUUUUCACUUUCUGUACGCAUACAUUUGUUCACUUACUCUUAAGCCUUAUUCCUGUGAGGAUCCUUCAUGGAAAACACCUUCCAGUAGAGGAAGACUGGCCAGCAUACUCUCUUAAGACACAAGUUGCUCCCUAUCAGCCAUGUUAUUCCCCGUCUUCUAUCCAAUUAAGACCACUUAAGAAUUUUACAUUCCCAUAAACAAUAGUAUGGAAUAACACUACCAAGCUUGAGCAAUUAUACAUGUAAAUGCAAAUAACCUGCUUUUAAAUGGUGACUUCGUAUGUAUUUUAAUACUUGCUGCUGUCUGCUGUUCCACCUUGCAGGUGACUGACUUUGCUUUUAGGUAAGCUGGUAUAGUAAUAACACCUAGGCUGAACAAUUUAUAAUCAUAUAUGCUACAGAAAUCUUUGAUUAGGUUUUUCAAUGUAUACAGUAUUAGUUCCUAGAUAUGCUGUAUAUAUUUUUUUAAAGUUGGUGCUAAGUUGUUUGGUUUUACUUAAAGUAUUCAAAACUGAACCAUGGGGUUUGUAUUUGCCAGUUCUAAUUUAAAUGUAAUUUAUUGUGUGUGCCAUGCCAAGGAGAGCAAACCUAUAGGUGUCCACUCCCACAGUGCACCUGAGAUUUGCUGCUGAGUAAGCUGUACAUGUGUAAACUUUGUGGCAAUUGAAAAAGGAAUAAAUGAACUUUCAGCAUAAA